AUGUUCCCGACUUUCACUGGUAGCUCCCGCAAGGCGCGAAAUGUCAACCUCAGCGGUCAGAAAGCGACAAACCCGUUUACAAAUCCGUCAUGGGCGCCCAACGUGUUCACGAGAGCUGCCUAUUAUGAGUUUGCCAUCUCGUUCUUGACUCAGCCCGACUUGGCACUGUUCGAGUCAAACAUCACUUCAUUCGUGGAGGAUAUUGAUGUCGACCAACUCUCAGAUUCUCUUCAGGCUGAAGUUACACCCGAGACAACUGGUUCGUAUACAGGUCUCUUGUGGCUACUUGCACAUUUUAUUAUACUGCAAAAGACGAAGAAACAACAGGUCUUGCACUCCCGCUCUCUACAGGUGUUGUAUUCGCUCCUGUCGACGUUGUCGACGCAAAUACGUCUCGGCUUUGGAACCUCUGACUUGAAGGCUUCCGAUGACGAUCUUGACGUGGAGGAGACCCUUGAGCCGGGGCUUCCAACAUAUGUCGCGGACAAGCUGGCCUCACUGACAGAUAGGGACGAAAUUUCGGGUGUCCUCGAGAAGUUUACGUCCCCGACCGUAUCCAACGUCGAGAAUGCAGGGCUUCUUGCAGGCUACGUUCUCACAUUAAUUUAUUGCUUCCCGGCGCUUAGCGACGACAUUCGAAUGCGCCUCUAUCUGGCAGAUAUCCCAACCCGCCACGGCCCAACGCCUGCAGUUAAAUUCUUCUGGAGUGCGUUCAAUCAGACAUCAAUUGUCUCAAGAAUCAUUGCCGACGCCAAUGCUCCACUUGCGAUUCUCCGCGAAAGACCCGUAUCGCAAGCAGAUUCUCCAUGGCACCGCGGGUGGCGGACCAUUCUCUUGUUCCUGGAGCUCUAUAUCUUCGUUUUGCGUCUAACUGAUGACGAUGACUUCUUCGGUAGCCUCAAAGGGCCUGGCUAUCCCGGGGAAUCCAACUCACGGUUGCGCUCUAGCGGGCUUAGCCUUCAAGAAUUGAAGCGUCUCACCAUCUUUUUAAAGCAUCUCGGUUUUACGCUACAUUACCAUAUGGCUGACUUACUUGGCUCGAUGCCCAGUACGUCGAUCAUGGCCGAUGACUCACGGCCGCCAUCAUCAUCGUCGUCUCGGCGGCGAAGCGGGGCUGGAAAUAACCGAGCGUCAGCCGCUUUAUCGUUCACUCUCACUGCGGGUGUCGAUUUUGAGGCUUUUCGAGAUCUGAUUUCGACGGCAAUGAAAAUGUUGUAUGAGCGGGACUCUCGGCGUCAAUUUCUCCCAUCAAACCACUGGCUGAUGACUUCCAAGUUUGACAUGGAAGGGUUUCUUUCUGCCGUCGUGCUGGAGGAACAAAGUCGGCGCGAACAAGACGAGGCUGGUGGUGACGAUGAGGACGAGGAUGAUGAUGAUGAUGAUGAUGAUGAUGAUGAUGAUGAUGGCACAGCGAUAUAUUCUUCAUCGCCUUUCCCCAUGUCAUCGAGUGGGCUGAGGCUGUCCCGACAGGCCCGGAUGGAAAGAAUCAGGGUGGCGCGGAAGCGGCAAGCACGCGACAUUAUCAGGGCGGCCGCGGGCCCCAAGCUAGAGAUUCUACGCAACAUGCCGUUCGUCAUUCCCUUUGAUGUCCGUGUGCAAAUCUUCCGGCAAUUCGUUUAUCUCGACAAACACCGCAGGCGAGGCGGGCACAUCGAUGCGGAUCGGUGGAGGUUGUGGGUGCUUAACCAGCACGGCGGACCGUUUGAGCCAGAUGAAGCCGGAACGAGCAUCAUUGGCCGGCACCAAGCACAGAUCCAGAGAGGACGGAUAUUCGCGGACGCCAUGGAUUCGUUUUGGGGGCUCCAAGAAGGCUUGAAGGAGCCCAUUCAGAUCACGUUUGUGGAUGAGUUCGGCAUACCGGAGGCGGGAAUUGACGGGGGCGGCGUGACCAAGGAGUUUCUCACGAGCGUGACGACGGAGGCGUUUAGGCCCUCCGAAGGGUACUUUGUCGCCAACAGCAAGAACUCUUACUACCCUAACCCCUGCGAUAUGGACCAGUUGAGAUAUGCUCUUCGGGCAGCGCAGAUCUCGGAAGAUUCCCCAGAAUGGGUCGAGGCUCACGCCAAUCGCUUGCGGGAGUUUGAGUUUCUCGGCAGAGUGAUUGGAAAGUGUUUGUACGAAGGGAUCCUUAUUGAUAUUUCCUUCGCGGGCUUUUUCCUCCUCAAAUGGGCGUCAUCAGCCGGGGCAGGCGACACGUACCGCGCCAAUAUCAACGACCUCCGGGAGCUUGAUGAAGAGUUAUACCAGGGCAUGAUCCGGCUCAAGAAUUACCCUGGCGACGUGGGUGACCUGUCGCUCGACUUUACCAUCACCGACCAGGUCUCCCCGCCGGGCCAGCCGUUCCGUACCACCACACGCAACCUCAUCCUGCACGGGGAGGACGUCGCGGUGACGAAUGAGAACCGGCCAUUAUACAUCAGCUACGUAGCUCGACACCGUCUGGUGAUGCAGCCCUACGCACAAACUCGCGCCUUCCUCCGUGGGCUUGAGAUGUUGAUCGAUCCCGGGUGGCUGAGCAUGUUCAACCAAAACGAGCUGCAGCGUCUGGUGGGCGGUGACAGCUCAGAAAUCGAUGUCGAGGACCUGCGCCGCAACACGGCUUACAGCGGGGUGUAUGCGAUCGGUGAUGACGGCCGCGAGCAUCCGACGGUGCAAGCGUUUUGGGAGGUUAUGCGUGGGCUAGAAGAUCGGGAGCGCCGCGAUGUGCUGAAAUACGUCACGAGUACGCCGCGGGCACCACUUCUGGGUUUCGGACAGCUUAACCCGCCGUUCACCAUUCGUGAUGGCGGGCAGGAUCAGGAGAGGUUGCCGAGUGCGAGCACGUGUGUCAACCUGCUCAAGCUUCCGCAGUACCGCACCACGGAGGUGUUGAAGAAGAAGCUGCUGUAUGCGGUGACAAGCGGAGCUGGAUGCCAUGUCUUUCCCGGCGCAACCCUCCCCUACGGAAUGGCCAAACCAGUAGCCGACACCCUCUCUCCCGCCGAAAACGCCGCCGGCUUCGUCUCCGACGACAACCCCAUCCUCGGCUUCUCACACAUGCACGAUUCCGGCACAGGCGGCCAGCCCUCCCUGGGUAACUUCCCCUUGUUCGUGCACCCGGGGUGUCCUGAGGACGAUUUCACGCGCUGCGUGUACGCCACCCGCUCGCGCGCGACGUCGAGGGUCGAAGGCUCGGCUAGGGCGGCGCCGGGGUAUUUUACGGUCGAGUUGGUGAAUGGCGUGACGGCGGAGAUGACAGCGGCCGGGAGGAGUGUGUUGUAUCGGUUUGGGUUUGAGGUGGGGGGGAUGGAGCAGCAGAUGGGGGGUGCCGGGUCGGGGUCCUCGGGGGAGAGGGGGUUGGAGUGGGUGAUGGUGAAGGGGGAGGAGGAUUUGGAGAAUGAUACGGGGGAUGAUGCGGAUCAUGGCGGGCAUGCGGUGCCUUACUCGCCGUUGGUGUUGGUUGACUUGUCGGAUUUGAUGAAUAGCCGUUCGGCAGGGGGGAUCCAGGUGUACCCGGAGACGGGACGGAUCGUGGGGGAAGGGAAUUAUGGUCCGUCGUUUGGGUCGGGGCGGUACAAUGCCUUUUUCUGUGCCGACUUCAAGGGCGCCAAGAUCCGCAAGUCGGGCACGUUCACGGGCAACGAGGCCGUGGAGGAGCCGAAGUUUCUUGACGGUAUCGGCGGCGGGUUCCGCAUUCCGUCUGGUUCGGCCGGUGCGUGGCUGCAGUUUGAUAAGCCGCCUAAGGGAGGUAAAGACCAGCUGUUGGCGCGGGUGGGCGUGUCGUUUAUGUCGACGGACCAGGCGUGCGAGAAUGCGGAGAGGGAGAUUGCGGACUGGAACUUUGACCGGGUUGAGAGUGACGCGCGGAAGGCUUGGAGGGAGAAGCUGGGGGCGAUUGAAGUCGAUGCUACGGGGGUGAGCGAGGAGAUGCAGACUACGUUUUGGUCGGGGUUGUAUCGCACGCUGCUGUCGCCGCAGGAUUAUACGGGGGAGAAUCCGCUGUGGAACUCGACGGAGCCGUAUUAUGACUCUUUCUACUGCAUCUGGGAUUCGUUCCGUGCCCAGCACCCGCUGCUCACCAUCGUCGAUCCGGCCACGCAGACCGACAUGGUGCGGUCUUUACUCGACAUUUACCGGUUCGAAGGCAAACUGCCCGACUGCCGCAUGAGCUUCUGCAAGGGGUUCACCCAGGGAGGUUCCAAUGCUGACGUGGUGAUCGUCGACGCCUAUAUCAAGAACCUCCGCGAAGGCAUUGACUGGAACACGGCCUAUGAAGCCGUCGUCUCCGAUGCCGAGGUCGAACCCUCCAACUGGGGCCUCGAAGGCCGCGGCAAUCUCGUCAGCUGGCACUCCCUCGGCUACAUCCCCUGGGACGACAAAGACCGCAACGGCACGGGCCCAAUGAGCCGCACCAUCAGCCGGGGCGUCGAAUACGCCUACGACGACUUCUGCAUCGCCCACCUCGCUAGCGCCCUCAACCACCCGGCCGACGCAGCCAAAUACCGCGCCCGCGGCGGCAACUGGCGCAACUACUGGAACCCGGACCAACAAGACGUCUUCCACGACCCCGACGACGCCCAAAAACCCCUCGACACUGCCUUCCGCGGGUUCAUGCAACCCCGCGAAAGCGACGGGUCCUUCCGCUACCACAACACGCGGGCCUGUUCCCCUAUCCAGGACAUGCAUUCCUGCUACUACGACACCUCAUUGGAUACCUACGAGGGCAGUCCCUGGCUGUACAGCUUCUAUGCCCCGCAAGACAUGGCCACGCUCAUCAGCCUCAUGGGCGGUCCCGCAGCGUUCGUCGACCGCCUCACCUACUUCCACACCAGCGGUCUCUCCUAUCUCGGCAACGAGCAAGGAUUCCUGCCAGUCUUCCAAUUCCACUACGCCGGCCGCCCCGGGUUAAGUUCGUACUGGACACGGCAGUACAUCCCCAGCCUAUUCAACGCAACGGUGAACGGCAUCCCAGGAAACGACGACUGCGCGAUGGGGGCUUUCAGCGCGUUUGUGAUGAUGGGGUUUUUCCCCGUGGCGGGGCAGGAUGUGUAUCUGUUGACGACGCCGUUUUUUCCCGAGGUGAGGAUACGUGCCAAGGAAAGGGGGAAGAAGGCGGUGAUAAGGGUGAUGAAUGAGUUUAAUCGGAGGGGGUCGAAUAUGUAUAUUCAGAGGGCGCAGUUGGAUGGGGUGGAGUAUACGAGGAAUUGGAUCACGCAUGAGUUCUUUUUGAGGGGGGGGUUGUUGGAGUUGUGGGUGGGGGAGGAUGAGGGGACUUGGGGGACGUGGGAGGAGGAUUUGCCGCCGAGUUAUCCGCUGGAGGAGGUGUAG
This is a messenger RNA of Dichotomopilus funicola, 5307 nucleotides long. Its product is annotated as glycosyl hydrolase. Bases 1 to 5307 code for a protein of 1768 amino acids. Gene Ontology annotation, molecular function: carbohydrate binding; ubiquitin protein ligase activity. NCBI's taxonomy places the organism in Eukaryota, Fungi, Ascomycota, Sordariomycetes, Sordariales, Chaetomiaceae. Gene Ontology annotation, biological process: ubiquitin-dependent protein catabolic process; carbohydrate metabolic process; protein polyubiquitination. The record is from RefSeq and is a predicted model, not a curated record. The transcript is spliced from 9 exons.